AUGCCUAGCACCAGCACUCGGCGCACCGUCUCCCCGCUUCGCCGAGUAACUCCCACCAACUCAGACGCUCGUAACCUACGCGCGCGCAGAAGUACAUCUUCAUCCUCGGCUACGCCCUCUAAAGCCAAGAAUCCGGACUAUGGGCGUUUCACGCCGCUUGCAUCCCAACCACAGACCAUAUCCUCCAACGCGGGCAAUGCACCCUCCGAGCUUUCCACCUCCUUUGGAUCUAGAGCCUCUCCUGUGCCCGUAGUCACGUCUAAGUCGACGCCUUUGUUGGAAGAACGGAUGACGUAUACUUCUCUCCCAUCGACGCCUGUGCUUGGAGCGACGAUACCUGAGUUCUCAGCGACAGCCAGACCCGAGUCUGUCGAUCCGAGCUUCGCAUCCCAGAGCGCGAAAUUUCGAUUCACACCAGAGCUCAAGUGGGAAAGAGUCAGCAACUUCCUGAACAUACCGAUUGCUAUCGAAAAGAUUGUUGGGUUCGGCUAUAUUCUGUGUUUGGACUCGUUCCUGCAUACGUUUACCAUCCAGCCUAUUCGAUUUUUUCUCGCCGCAUGUCGACUGUUCGUCAACUGCAUCACGUUCUCCAAGCACACACUUCCACCUUCUCAAAAAGCCGACCUGCUGCGACAAGAUAUACCAUUCCAUCCGCGGUCAAGACAACAUCAAAUAUAUGUUAUAUACAAUGCCCUGGAGAUUGCCGACCGGCUGUGCACAUCAUUUGGCCAAGACAUCCUUGACUGUCUAUUUUCGCGCUCGACGCUUCUGGCGCUGACGUAUCGGCUCCCUCUAACCUCCCAGACGCUGCGGCCCUUUCUGUACUUUGGACUGGCCAGCUGUUAUCUCGUCCUUCAUUCGCUCGUUUUGGUAUACCAGCUGAUCUCGCUCAACGUUGCUAUCAACUCUUACGAUAAUGCGCUGCUGACAUUGCUGAUCUCGAACCAGUUUGUGGAAAUCAAGGGAAGCGUGUUCAAAAAGUUUGAAAAAGACAACCUCUUCCAGAUCACAUGUGCAGAUAUCCCAGUGAUGACGGUGUUGCUAUCGGAGCUAGUGGUCGACUGGCUCAAGCAUGCGUUUAUCACGAAGUUCAAUCACAUCCGCCCCUCGGUCUACGAGCGAUAUACUGACGUGCUCUGUCGAGAUCUGCUCGCCAGCGGCAGUCGCAGACCAUCUCGUAAGAAUACAUACGUCGACCAAUCGCCACUCGUCGCUCGACGUCUUGGCCUUCCUACUCUGCCGCUUGCUGUACUCGUUCUUCUCAUUGGUUCCCAGCUGUCAGCAAAUGUGAUGUCGCUGCACGAAUGGAACUGGACGUGGGAGCGAGCGACGCAGUGUGCAGUGCUGGGGGUUCUGAUUUGGCUAUGUUUGGUAACGAUCAAGUUGAUGCUCGGGGUCAACCUUCUCGUCUAUGCUACGAGCCGUAAGAAAUACAUGGAUACACGGGUUCAAGAAGACGAAGAUGUGAACAAGUUUGGGCGGAAUCCGAUUGGGGAGGAAGGAAGAACAGGUGAGGCGGGCUACAAUCGGGAGCUCAAGACUCUACUGAAUCGCAAGGCGGAUGAUGCGGGUGGAGGAGCAGCGCGGAAAAAAGUGGCGCUGGAGGAUCUGACUAGGUUCACUAUGGUCAAGCGGAUUUGGUAG
Messenger RNA from Rhizoctonia solani, 1644 nucleotides. RefSeq lists its product as uncharacterized. NCBI's taxonomy places the organism in Eukaryota, Fungi, Basidiomycota, Agaricomycetes, Cantharellales, Ceratobasidiaceae. Gene Ontology annotation, cellular component: endoplasmic reticulum membrane. The transcript is spliced from 13 exons. The record is from RefSeq and is a predicted model, not a curated record. Gene Ontology annotation, biological process: maintenance of protein localization in endoplasmic reticulum. Bases 1 to 1644 code for a protein of 547 amino acids.